Molecule: messenger RNA, 1579 nt
Organism: Paramecium sonneborni
Lineage: Eukaryota; Ciliophora; Oligohymenophorea; Peniculida; Parameciidae
Source: the annotation of a GenBank genome assembly
AUGAUUUUGAAAAAAAAUGCCAAAUAUGAAUCAAGAAGACAAAUGUUAUAUGAAUUAUCAAAGAAGGUUGAACUAUAAGAAUUAACAUAAACUAUAUUAGAAGAUAUAGGAGAUCUUUAAUAUCUAUACAAAUCUUAUUCAUAGAAUUAUUUUGAUAAAAAAACUGUUGAAAUUUUAGGUGAUGAUCCAAUAUUAAAAGGCUAAAAGCUAAUAAAUAUGAUAUUAAAUAGAGAUAAUUAUGAUUCUAAAGAAAGAAUAAGAAAAUCUCUAAUAAAUUUGCAUUGUUCUAACACAAUUUUUCCAGAGAUAAUCCGUUUCUUAAAAGUUGAUAAUUAGAAUAUUGAAAUUAAGUAUUGUAAUGAACUAGAAAGAAAGUUAAUCAAAUAUGAUUAAGAGAAAUAAGUAAAAAAAGAAGUUUACACUUAGAUUGAAUAAAGUUCUGAUUAAACACUAAUAUUAAUCCAUUUAAUGUGUAUAAAACAUAAAAUCACGAAUGAAUAAGACUUUUUAAGUUAUUUCAAUACAUCAAAGGACUUCUAAAUAAUUAAAGAAUUGCAUGCUAAAUGUUAAGAAUUGGAAUUCAACUUUUUAGAGAAAAAUACUCAAUCGAUUAUAAAAAUUGUUGCAGAAUUCUAUUUAUUGUUCUCUAAAUUUUGUUAAAUAAUUAAACCUAAAUAAGAAAAAUGUACAAAGUUAAUAUUUAGAGUUUUACUUUAAUUAUUAUUGUAUUAGAAUAUAGUCAUUCCUGAAUUACUUAGAUUUAUGAAAAUUAUUAGAACUAGUGCAGUUUAUAAUGUUUAGUAUAGUUUUGGAAUGAUUGUAGUCAAACCAACUGUAAAACUCUUAGCAUAAAUGAGUUAAAUUCCUCAUAUUAGUACAUAGGUUGAAUUAUUAAAAAUCAAGAAACUGAAUUUAAAUUCUAAUUUACCAAAAUAUGAUUAAUUUUAUCGGCAAGUACUCACUCAUUUUCCUAAUAUUUUGUAAAUAGAUACAGAUAAAGUCAUUGUGAAUUAUCUAGAAAAGUUAACUCAGAAUUAUCAUCGAUAUAAAUUCUGAAGAAGAAUUUGAAGAAUAUGGAACUAAUGUUUUAAAGAUAGGAACUAUGCUAUUUAGAUUAAGAGAAAAGAUAUUUAGAAAUAAUAAUUCAGCUUAAUUAAAAUAAAUAAAUCAUGUCAUACAGAAGUUUUUGAAAUUUUUAUAACAUGAAACAGAAAAUGAAAGAUCCUUUCCUUAAUUAUUAAAAUAUAUAGCUUGUAACAAAAAUGAACUAAUUAUUGAUAUUACUGAUAAUUAUGAGUAAGAAUUAUUGUAAGAUCAAAAAUUUUAAGAAUUUUUAUUAAAAUUUGAAAAAGAUGAAAUUAAACUAGAUUUUGAAAAAGGAGAGAGUGAAAAUGAAAUUCUUCUCAAUUAAAUUAAGUUGAUUUAUCAUUAAAAAGAAUAAAAUUUAAACUAAUUAAAGUAAUUAUAUGGGAAUUAACGUUGUGAUUAGUUGAUGAAAGAUUUGUAGAAAAGCGAAUCAUAACAUAAAGAAUAUCUAGUAAAACUUUUAGUGUGCAUAUAAUACUAAAUAUUUUUAUGA